CCACACAGCAACCUUGUCUGUGUGGCCGAGCCUACCACAAAUCCUUAUGUCUGCUCGAUCUUGGAGAUGACAUCUGUUGAGAUUCCCACAGACUUCGGUUGAUUGUUCAAAUUUGAGGACCCAAACACUCUCUCGAGAUGGGUCAAGGACAGUCCACCAACAACUCAGAGCCCGAGCCUGAAACGGCAGUCAAGACAGAUUACUAUGAACUGCUAGGCGUCGAGCGAACGGCAACCGAAGAUGAAUUGAAGAAAGCCUACCGUCGUAAAGCCCUCGAACUGCACCCAGAUCGAAACUAUGGCAACGUGGAGAAUGCCACCAAACUGUUCGCCGAGAUCUCAUCUGCCUACGAGGUUUUGUCGGAUCCUCAAGAAAGAGCCUGGUAUGACUCUCACAGAGAUAUCAUUUUGCGAGGAGAUUCGGCCGGUGGCGCAGGGAGUGAUGAGUUCUCCUACAAUACCCGAAUGACCACGUCGGAAGAGGUUGUCCAAUUGAUGAUGAAGUUUAAUGGUCGCCUGGAAUUUACCAAUGCUCCGAGUGGAUUCUUUGGUGGACUAAAUGACUUCUUCAAACAACUAGCCAGAGAGGAGGAGAUCGCGUGCCAGUGGGAAGACCAAGAUGCCCCCGAAUAUCCCGACUUUGGCUUGGACAACGACGACUACAAUGAUGUUGUCCGUCCCUUCUACGCGAUGUGGACCGGUUUCGGAACCAAGAAGAGCUAUAUUUGGAAAGACAAGUAUCGGUUAUCGGAAGCCCCUGACCGACGUAUCAGAAGGUUAAUGGAGAAAGAGAACAAGAAACUUCGCGAGGAUGCGGUUCAAGAAUUCAACGAAGCCGUACGGUCUCUAGUGGCAUUCGUCAGGAAACGAGACCCGCGGGUCCAAAACAACCAGAAGUCUGAAGCCGAGAGGCAGAAGGCGCUCCGCGAGGCCACGGCGGCACAGGCGGCACGAUCUCGAGCAGCUAGACAAGCACAAUUGCAAGACGCGGAUACCACAGUGAUUCCCGAUUGGGCGCAGUCCCAGAGUAAAGACGAGCACGAGGGGGGUUUCUCGAGCGAAUCGGAUCUGGAAGAUCAUGUCUACGACUGUGUGGUUUGUGAUAAGACGUUCAAGAGCGAGGCGCAGUUCCAGGCACACGAAAAGAGCAAGAAGCACACCAAGCAACUGAAACAGUUGCAGAAGGAGAUGCGAAGCGAAGGCCGAGCAUUGAAUCUAGAAGGUCGUCCCACAGGAACCGAGACGCUGGAUCCGGCUGCGGAUGCCGUGGACCAGGAGAGCGAGGAUGCGGCUACUCCUUUGGAAUCGGAGGCGAGUGACAGCGACCAUGAAGCGACAUCUGUCCAGGAUUCUCAGACGACUAUCCCCCCAGACUCCACCUCAGCCAAGGACGAUGAUACUACCGACGAGGAUGAUGACGAUUAUGCCCCUCGGUCAGAGGUCGAGAAGCGUCUCGCCGGCGACAAGAUGGAGGAUUUGUCAACCAGUCUCGACCAAACCGACCUGGACGGCACACCAACAACAUCAGACUUGGAAGGAUCGUCCAAAGAAGGGACAGGCAUGUCGAAGAUGGGCAAAGCGAAACUGAAGCGAGCAAAGAAGGCGGCUGCCCAGCAAAACCCAUCAAGGGUGGAGACAUCUGGCUCCGAGUUUCAAUGCCUUGCAUGUCAAGCCGAGUUCCCCUCCAAGACACAAUUGUUCAAGCACCUCGACAAGACCAAACACGCAGCACCACUUGGCCAAGUCAAGGGGUCGACAACAAAAGGCAGCAAGGGGAAGAAACGAUGAGCGAAUUAACAUAACCGGCUGGAGUUGCUUUGAGAACUUCUUGGAUCCUGACCACUCGGGCCAUUCUGUCGGAUACACGGCUCCAAAGGGGUUGAAAGUUGAAGCGUAGAUCUGUAGCCAAAUGCAUGAUGUUGAACACUAGA
This is a messenger RNA of Exophiala mesophila, 1930 nucleotides long. RefSeq lists its product as uncharacterized. The record is from RefSeq and is a predicted model, not a curated record. Lineage: Eukaryota; Fungi; Ascomycota; Eurotiomycetes; Chaetothyriales; Herpotrichiellaceae. Gene Ontology annotation, cellular component: cytoplasm. The transcript has a single exon. The coding region runs from base 138 to 1787 and encodes 549 amino acids. Gene Ontology annotation, molecular function: nucleic acid binding; zinc ion binding.